Molecule: messenger RNA, 3215 nt
Organism: Onychostoma macrolepis
Lineage: Eukaryota; Metazoa; Chordata; Actinopteri; Cypriniformes; Cyprinidae
Gene: ufl1
Product: UFM1-specific ligase 1
Exons: 19
Coding region: 174-2555 (793 amino acids)
Biological process (GO): regulation of proteasomal ubiquitin-dependent protein catabolic process; response to endoplasmic reticulum stress; protein K69-linked ufmylation
Cellular component (GO): endoplasmic reticulum membrane
Molecular function (GO): UFM1 ligase activity
Source: RefSeq, a predicted model, not a curated record
GUUUGUCCCUCGUGCGUUUCCGUAGGAGGCUUACAGCAGACUGACGUGUCUUUUCUCUCAGUGUGGCUCUGCUGAAGUUUCCGCGUGAGAUUAUUUAGAACUGGUUUGAAAAUCAAGAAUUAAUUAAAUGCCUGGAUAAAGCGAGAACACUAGUUCUGUACUUAAGUGAAGUCAUGGCGGCAGACUGGGAGGAAAUCAGGCGUCUAGCUGCGGACUUUCAGAGAGCUCAGUUUGCAGAUACUGUUCAAAGGUUGUCUGAGAGGAAUUGCAUCGAGAUCGUGGUCAAGCUGGUGGAGGAUAAGAAGUUAGAUGUGGUUCACACUCUGGAUGGGAAAGAGUAUGUGACUCCUGCACAGAUCAGCCGAGAAAUGCGCGAUGAGCUGUAUAUGCACAGAGGGAGGAUUAAUGUUGUGGAUCUUCAAAAGAUCAUCAAUGUGGAUUUGGUGCAUGUGGAGAGCAGAGCAAAUGAAAUCAUCAAAUCAGACAAAGGCACACAGCUCAUUCUGGGUCAAUUGAUUGACGAAACGUACUUAGAUCGUCUUGCUGAGGAGGUGAAUGAUAAACUCCAGGAGGCUGGACAGGUGAACAUCGCAGAGCUUUGCAAAACGUAUGAUCUACCUGGAGAUUUUCUAACUGAGGAGCUGAACUCGAGGCUGGGCAGAGUGAUCCACGGUCAGAUUGAUCAGUACAACAGGGGAGUAAUCUUCACACAAGCUUUCCUCUCCAGACACAAAGCCUGCAUAUGCGGUCUGUUCAGUGCCAUCACAAGGCCUACACAGAUCAACAACUUGCUAAAUCUCUAUGGUUUUCAGGAGAAUCUGUUGUACUCGGUGCUGGAAGAACAGGUUAACAGUGGCCGUUUGAAGGGCUCCGUGGUUGGAGGCAGGCAGGAUAAAUCCAUCUACAUUCCUGACAUCUACUCCAAGGCCCAGAGCACUUGGGUUGAGUCCUUUCUCAAACAGAAUGGAUAUUUGGAGUUUGAGGCGCUGACCCGCUUGGGGAUACCUGAUCCAGUCAGCUACAUAAAGAAGCGGUUUAAGUCUAGCAAACUGCUUUUUCUCAAAACUGCAUGUGUUGGCAGAGCCAUCAUAGAUCAGUUGGGGGCCUCAGUGGAGGAGACUAUCAACUCAGCCACUUGGGUCGACCUACAGCCAAUGAUCCCAAGCAGUCUGUCUGAAGAGGAUGUAGGAAUUCUGUUGAAUGAAGUGCUGAGGAGCAUGAAUGUGCAGUCCAGUGCAAGGCUUCUCUCCACUUGUGUGGUCAGCGAAAAGUUCAUCACAGGAUGCAUCGCUUUGUUUGAUGAUAUUAUGCAACGGAAAGCACAGAAGGAAGUGAAGAAUAACCCAGUGUUUCUGAUAACGGAGGAUGAUGUCAAACAAGCGUCUUUUUUGUUGGAGUCUUCAGCCUCUUCAAAGAAAGACAAACGAGACGAACGCCGGAAGAAGGCUUCGGAGGGCAGCGGAAGCGUGAAAGGAGGUGGAGGCGGAAAUGCCCGAGAGAUCCGAAUUCGCAAAACAAAAAAAAAGGGCAGGAGGGAGGAAGACAGUGAUGAGGAGACGACACACACCUCUCAGGGGCGAAAUAAGCAAGGAGACAUGUCCUUCCUCUCAGUGGAGGAGAUCAUGGAGGUGCUGGGGGAGAAAGUGUGUGACAGCUCUGAGGAGAUGCUGCAGGAACUAGCAGAGCAGAUACAAAGGCCAUUGAGCAAAAUGUACCAGGAAGUGGUCAGUGCCGCUUUCAUGUCCACAAGUUCAGCCCGAGCAGGAGGGAGUCGGAAGAAAAACAUGAAGGAUCUUCAGGAGGAGAUCAACAACUUGUACAACAACAUCCGCCUCUUUGAGAAAGGAACCAAAAUCUUCUCAGAUGAGACGCAGGCUACCAUUGCCAAGCAUGUUUUGAAGACCGUAUGUACGGAUGCAACCAAUGUGCUGCUGAGCUUUGUGGCAGCUGAGCAUAUGACCUCGGACAGCUCGACAGCCAUCACCAGUGAGAUCAGGCUGAAGAUUCUGGGAAAGCUCUCAGAUGAAGUUAAAUCUCCUCUGAUGAAGCUACACAACAGUCUCAAUGGAAAGGCCAUUGAAGACUUUUUGUCAUGUUUGGAGAUGAGUGCAGAAGAGUGCGGGCUUCUUCUGAAGAAAGGCGACAAGAAAAGAGAAAGGCAGGCUCUCUUUGUGCACCGCCAGGCUCUGUUGGAGCAGUUGAGGGAUACAGAAGACCCUGCGCUUGUGCUGCAUCUGACCAGCGUCUUGCUCUUCCAGAACGUCACACACUGCAUGCUGCAUGCACCUGGACGCUGUGUGCCGCAUAUCAUCGGCUUCCUGCAAAGCAAGAUUCCUGAGGAGCAGCACAAGCUGUUGUCUCAGUACCAGAGUCUGGUGGUCAAGCAGCUGGUAGUGCAGGGUCACGGCCUGGAGAAGAAGAGCAAUCUGGGAGAGGGAGCCGAAGAUGGUCCUGUUGUUUCUGAUGAUGUGGAGGGCCUUCAGAAAGAGCUUCACAGUCUCACCAGAGACAUUAAAGACAUCCUUUCUCAGAGAAAACCAUCUGUCACAGAAUAACACAGUUGUUCGCAGCAACCCCAGCCGUUAAUGUAUUCUGCUACAUUAUGUAUUAGAGCUCUAAUUUUAAAUCUGUGAAAUAAACAGACUGAAUUAAACCUUGCAACACAUUUCCUCUACGAGAAGCAGCGGAAAGUGACACUUGUGUGCUCUUCUGACAAUUACAGUGCUUUACUGACAAAAGUGUUUCAGCCCAGGCUGGCAGUGAUCAUCAUUUUGGAAAUAUUUGUUAAUAUUUCCAAGUAAUUUUGCAUACAUUUGAAUUGCAGCUUGUCUAUGACCCAUAAAAAAAAGUGAUGCCUCUAAACCACUUUUAUUUGAAAUUGUAAAAUCAUACAUGACCUGCUGAGGUCCCAGUUGAAGAAAAGUCUCUUUGUACUAAUAUAAAUGAUUUACAAGUAAAAUAAAUGUGCAACAUUUAAACUGAUGUUUCAGUACUGGUGUAAAUGACAUUUACAGGGUUUAGGGGUAAAUUGUAGAUCUCAAAACAACUUUAAUUUGUAGCAGCUAAAUGUUCAAAUUUGAGAUACAGUACAUAGUGCUACAAACAGUUCCAUAGGACACAUUCAAGCAGUGUUAAAAUCAUCUCCAUAUUGCUAAAUAUUGGCAAUUAUUUAUUUGUUUCCCAAAUAAAUGAAUAUUGUUUUGUUGUCAUUACUG